This is a messenger RNA of Fraxinus pennsylvanica, 1638 nucleotides long. The record is from the annotation of a GenBank genome assembly. Lineage: Eukaryota; Viridiplantae; Streptophyta; Magnoliopsida; Lamiales; Oleaceae.
AUGGAUCGGUCAGUAUCUGCGAUCUCAAUCUUGGGUUUUCUCUGCUUAAUUAUCGGGAUUUCGCGAUUUUCUCGGGUUUCUGCCAACUCCGAAGGUGAUGCCUUGAAUGCGUUUAAGACAAGCUUGGCCGAUCCUAACAACAUACUUCAGAGUUGGGAUGCGACACUUGUCAAUCCAUGCACUUGGUUUCACGUUACAUGCAACAGUGACAAUAGUGUUACUAGAGUUGAUCUAGGCAAUGCAAAUUUGUCCGGUGAACUGGUUCCCCAGCUCGGUCAGCUCCCAAAUUUGCAAUACCUGGAACUUUAUAGUAACAACUUAAGUGGAAGAAUUCCAAGUGAUCUUGGGAACUUAACAAGUUUGACGAGCUUGGAUCUUUAUUUGAACAGUUUAAGUGGUCCCAUCCCAGAGACCCUGGGCCAGCUUAAGAGGUUACGCUUCCUGAGGCUUAACAAUAACAGUUUGACUGGAACUAUUCCUAUGUCUCUGACCACCGUCGAUUCACUUCAAGUCCUUGAUCUGUCAAACAACGAUUUGUCAGGGAGGGUUCCAGUCAAUGGCUCAUUUCAACUUUUCACUCCUAUCAGUUUCAAAAAUAAUUCUAAACUGAUAAGUCUUCCCGUAACUCCAUCACCUCCACUUCCACCGCCAAGUGCACGUUCGUCAGGAGUUGGCAACAGUGCAACUGGAGCCAUUGCAGGAGGGGUUGCCGCUGGAGCAGCUCUCCUCUUUGCUGUUCCUGCAAUCGCUCUGGCUUGGUACCGAAGAAGGAAGCCACCAGUUCAUUUCUUUGAUGUUCCUGCUGAGGAGGAUCCAGAAGUCCAUUUAGGCCAGCUCAAAAGAUUUUCUUUGCGUGAACUCCAAGUUGCAACAGAUAAUUUUAGCAACGGAAAUAUUCUGGGCAGGGGUGGAUUUGGUAAGGUUUAUAAAGGCCGGUUAGCUGAUGGUUCUCUUGUGGCAGUUAAAAGAUUAAAAGAAGAACGGACACAAGGUGGAGAGCUGCAGUUUCAAACAGAAGUAGAAAUGAUCAGCAUGGCUGUGCAUCGAAAUCUCCUUCGGUUACGUGGCUUUUGCAUGACACCAACAGAGCGAUUGCUUGUUUACCCCUAUAUGGCUAAUGGAAGUGUAGCAUCAUGCUUAAGAGAGCGACCAGAAUCACAACGCCCGCUUGAUUGGCCAAUAAGAAAGCACAUAGCAUUGGGAGCUGCAAGGGGGCUUGCUUAUUUGCACGAUCAUUGUGACCCUAAGAUUAUUCACCGUGAUAGGGCUUUCGAUCUGGCUCGUCUUGCCAAUGACGACGAUGUGAUGUUACUGGAUUGGGUUAAGGAACUUCUAAAGCAGAAAAAAUUGGAAACUUUAGUCGACGCAGACCUUCAGGGAAAUUAUAUUGAGGAAGAGGUGGAGCAGCUUACUCAAGUGGCUUUGCUUUGCACGCAAAGUUCCCCUAUGGAACGUCCCAAGAUGUCGGAUGUUGUCAGGAUGCUUGAAGGUGAUGGCUUGGCCGAGAGGUGGGAGGAGUGGCAGAAGGAAGAGAUGUUCCGUCAAGAGUUCAAUCACACAUACCACAUGAAUACUGGCUGGAUAAUUCCCGACUCCACUUCCAAUAUCCGACCUGAUGAAUUAUCAGGGCCAAGAUAA